Molecule: messenger RNA, 2718 nt
Organism: Mastomys coucha (southern multimammate mouse)
Lineage: Eukaryota; Metazoa; Chordata; Mammalia; Rodentia; Muridae
Gene: Tyrp1
Product: tyrosinase related protein 1
Exons: 8
Coding region: 284-1897 (537 amino acids)
Biological process (GO): melanocyte differentiation; melanosome organization
Cellular component (GO): melanosome
Molecular function (GO): oxidoreductase activity
Source: RefSeq, a predicted model, not a curated record
GAAGGGAUUAGUGAGAGCUGGAAGAGAGCACCAGCCCCUCCCAGUGUGAGUGAUCUGGCUUGGGAUUUACUGUCUGGCAGAAAACCACAUGCAAUUAACAGCUGGCAUCAGGGAAAAAGCAGACGUCCGGCACUAGCUGGGAAGGAGAUCAGCAGAGACACCUUCCAGGAGUUCAUGGUACUGGUGAACAGCUCUGUGCUGUACUUUCAUCUGAGCACCCCUGUCUUCUCCGUACAAAGAGCAGCAUACCAGACCUGUGUUCUGCACUCUUGCUUCUAAAAGCAUGAAAUCUUACAAAGUCCUCCCCCUAGCCUCUAUCUUCCUUUCCCUGAUGCUGUUUCAUGAGGUCUGGGCUCAGUUUCCACGGGAGUGUGCCAAUAUUGAGGCUCUGAGAAGUGGGGUGUGCUGCCCAGACCUGUUCCCUUCCUCUGGACCAGGGACUGACCCUUGUGGCUCAUCAUCAGGAAGGGGCAGGUGUGUGGCUGUGACUGCAGACUCCCGACCCCACAGCCGCCAUUAUCCCCAUGAUGGUAGAGAUGACCGAGAAGGCUGGCCUCUGAGGUUCUUUAAUAGGACAUGUCAGUGCGGUGGUAAUUUCUCAGGACACAACUGUGGGACUUGCCGUCCUGGGUGGAGAGGAGCUGCAUGCAACCAGAAAAUUCUCACAGUCAGGAGAAAUCUUCUCGACUUAAGUACAGAAGAAAAAAGCCACUUUGUCAGGGCACUGGAUAUGGCGAAGCGUACAACUCACCCUCAAUUUGUCAUUGCCACAAGGAGGUCAGAAGACAUACUGGGACCAGAUGGCAACACACCACAAUUUGAGAACAUUUCCAUUUACAACUACUUUGUUUGGACACACUAUUAUUCAGUCAAAAAAACCUUCCUUGGGGCAGGCCAGGAAAGCUUUGGUGAUGUGGAUUUCUCUCACGAAGGACCAGCCUUUCUCACAUGGCACAGGUACCACCUGCUGCAGCUGGAGAGAGACAUGCAGGAGAUGCUGCAGGAGCCUUCCUUCUCCCUUCCUUACUGGAAUUUUGCAACUGGGAGAAAUGUCUGUGAUGUCUGCACCGAUGACUUGAUGGGAUCCAGAAGCAACUUCGAUUCUACUCUUAUAAGCCCCAACUCUGUCUUUUCACAAUGGAGAGUGGUCUGUGAAUCCUUGGAAGAGUACGAUACCCUGGGAACACUUUGCAACAGUACUGAGGGUGGGCCAAUCAGGAGAAACCCAGCUGGAAAUGUAGGGAGACCAGCAGUGCAGCGUCUUCCUGCGCCACAGGAUGUCACUCAGUGCUUGGAGGUCCGUGUGUUUGACACACCUCCUUUUUAUUCCAAUUCUACAAACAGCUUUCGAAAUACAGUGGAAGGUUACAGUGAUCCCACAGGAAAAUAUGACCCUGCUGUUCGAAGCCUUCACAAUCUGGCCCACCUCUUCCUGAAUGGAACAGGAGGACAAACCCAUUUGUCUCCCAAUGAUCCUAUUUUUGUCCUCCUGCAUACUUUCACUGAUGCAGUCUUUGACGAAUGGCUGAGGAGGUAUAACGCAGAUAUUUCUACCUUCCCAUUGGAAAAUGCUCCUAUUGGACAUAACAGGCAAUAUAACAUGGUACCAUUCUGGCCUCCAGUUACCAACACAGAGAUGUUUGUUACUGCUCCAGACAACCUGGGAUAUGCUUAUGAAGUUCAAUGGCCAGGUCAGGAGUUUACUGUACCUGAACUCAUUGCCAUUGCUGUAGUGGCUGCAUUGUUACUUGUAGCUGCCAUUUUUGGGGGUGCUUCUUGUCUGAUCCGUUCUAGAAGCACCAAGAAUGAAGCCAACCAGCCUCUCCUCACUGAUCACUAUCAACGCUAUGCUGAGGAAUAUGAGGAACUCCCAAAUCCUAAUCAAUCCAUGGUCUGACCCCCCAUGCCUGUCCUCUCAUGCAGCAGGUUGAGAAACAGCCUGAAUGAAAGACAGCUGUCGAUCAUAUUUCUUUUGCUUCCUUCUUUUCUUUCAUGGUUUGGAAUUAAAGCACUGCUUUUCAACGAUGAGAAUUCAGAAUCUUUUCGGUAGGUUUUAAUUAUUAGUUUUGUUGAAGAUGGCAAGUUGUACCAGCUCCAUGAUAUCUGAGAGGAUAAUGUGAUGAACUUUGUAGUAUUCUAAAGAUUGCCUACAUGCUAUGAAGAACUGAUGCUUUGUUUGCACAGGAAAAUAAGUUUGAUGUAAAAUCUGUACUUCAAAUAUAUGAGUGGUCAUUCUUAUGGAGUUAACAUGUGAAUGUAUUGUUAUUAUUGGUACUAAUCAAAAGAUAUAAAAGCAGCCAUGUUGAUUAGUUAAAAUAAAUUCCAUGACAUUAUAAACCAAUAGAAUUCUGAUUAUCUUUCCGAAACUGGUCUCAUUUUUGAUGUCAGCAUACAUUACUUGGCCUCAGGUGCAAGGCCACAAGAAGGUCACAGUCAAAGUCACACUUUGUACCGAUGAAAGCUUCACUUACUGGAACACAGCUGCUACUGCAUAUUUGCCAAUGUGUUCCCUAGCUCGGUUUCUGGACACGAAACUGCCUUGCUACAGUUCACUUCCUAAUUCUCAUAUCUUAGAGGCCUGCAAGGAAGGUAUAAGUCAGAGCACACCAUGUUCUGUGCAUCUUAUCAAAUGUUCUAUUUCAUUUCAACAACAUUGUUUCACCACUUUUCAGCCUUCUGUGUAUUUCGAAAUAAAUAUAAUAAAAUCUUAUUUCAUUG